UUUCAAAUCUUUUCCAUUACAUUUCUAUGUCAGUUUAUUGUGGCAAUCAAUGAUAGCUCAAUUUAGACAUCCUUUACAAAAGUCCCACCAUGGAAAAAAAAGAAGAAAAAAAGAAUCCUCUUUUACCAAAAAUGGCCGAAAGAAGAUAGGAAAGAAAAAAAAAAAAAGGAAAGAAAAAAGUCGAGCAGUGGAAGGACAAAACCGAAAAAAAAAAAAAAAAACCAAAAAAAGGACGAGAUAAGAUGCCAAGAAUCUCACAACCACCUUUCCUCUCAAAAAGGCCGCGUAAGCUCAGCUGGGAUGUGCAUAAAUCGCGGGAAAACAAGCAAUCUUGGUUCGUGUUUAGUGGAGAGGAUGGCUGGCAUUGGCUGCGGGGAUGUGGUGCCUGUCUAGUGUCGGCCAAGCCACUAAACCUAGGAAGUGUGGGGCUCUACCCCACCUGCACACCCUCACCUCACCUCACCUCACCUCACCCCCCCAAAAAAAGAAAAGAAAAUUCCACUAGGGUCAGGCCAGCGAGAGGCAAGGCCACUACUUCUUUGUUUGGUGAGGUUUGUCGUAAGGCAAGCCCGGAGCUUAACCAACAUCUUAAUAGGGACUGCGCCGGCGGACGGAAAGCUUUUUAGAUAGAUAAUUCAAUAGUGGGAAUGAGAGAGGAAUGGUCAUUUCAAUACGUUUUUCUACGAUAUGAUAGUUAGUAUCAUCCCACAGUAACUUUGUAUAUACAAAUAACAAUGUACUGUACGGAAGAACACUCCUUACAAUCAUUUCCAUUGUGAUUAGUUACCAGAAUUUUUACGUCAUCUUUAUUUGUGGAGUCGUUUGCCUAUUGUGGACAAGGUUAAAAAAAG
Messenger RNA from Blastomyces gilchristii SLH14081, 851 nucleotides. RefSeq lists its product as uncharacterized. Lineage: Eukaryota; Fungi; Ascomycota; Eurotiomycetes; Onygenales; Ajellomycetaceae. The coding region runs from base 243 to 626 and encodes 127 amino acids. The transcript has a single exon. The record is from RefSeq and is a predicted model, not a curated record.